Molecule: messenger RNA, 1167 nt
Organism: Medioppia subpectinata
Lineage: Eukaryota; Metazoa; Arthropoda; Arachnida; Sarcoptiformes; Oppiidae
Source: the annotation of a GenBank genome assembly
AUGAUUAAAAAUAACAUACAAACUCAGGAUAAUAAGCAACAGUCGCUACUGUUUACACCCCUAAGAAUAAAAGGGGUAACACUCAAGAAUCGUAUCGGUGUAUCACCAAUGGUCACGUGGCAAGCGGUGGACGGUAUACCCAAUGAUUUUCACAUAGCCCACUAUGGCCAAUUUGCCCUGGGUGGUGUCGGGCUGGUUAUGGUAGAGUCUACAGCGGUGGAGCCUCGAGGUCGCAUCACACCGGCCGACACCGGCAUCUGGAAUGAGGAACAGGUAGAGCCAUGGCGCCGGAUUACCACCCUGAUCAAAUCGUUGGGUUCGGUGCCGGGCAUUGAGCUGGCGCACGCUGGCCGCAAAGCCAGUACAUCUGUGCUUUCGUACAGUUCUAAAAGCAUGGCGACAGAUUGUGAAAAUGGUUGGUCUACUAUAGCCCCCAGUGCUAUACCAUUUGGCGAUGGUAUUGAUAAAGUGCCCAAAGAGGCCACACUUGACGACAUAGAAGUACUGCAACAGGCGUUUGUGUCGGCGGCCGUCCGAGCGGUUAGCGCUGGCUUUGAGAUAAUUGAUCUACAUUUUGCACAUGGUUAUUUGAUAAGCACAUUCCUGUCGCCUAUUAGUAAUCAACGCACCGACCGAUACGGCGGUUCACUGAAAAACCGAAUGCGCUUCGGCUUAGAGACGGCCCGUCGGGUGCGGGAAGUGAUCCCCAAAUCAAUGCCACUGUUUGUGAGGAUUUCGGUCACGGAUUACGCGGACAACGGAUGGGAUGUCAACGACAGCGUAGAGUUCGCCAAACAGUUAAAGGCUGUGGGCGUCGAUGUCAUCGACUGCAGCUCCGGGGGUGUAGUCAACGAUAUUAUGUAUUCUACACUCAAUCCAUCGGAUGUACAGCACAAGGCCUCGGCUCAGAUCCAAUCAGAGGCCGGUAUCGCCACCACAGCUGUUGGUAAAAUUGUUGACCCUUUGAAGGCCGAGGCGUUGCUUCGGGACAACAGCGCAACACUUGUAUUGAUAGGUCGGGCGCUACUAAACAACCCUCACUGGCCAUACACUGCCGCUGACCUCUUGGCCACCGAACACACCUUUAAAUAUCACGUUUCUUAUGACUAUUCAAUUGGUUGGCACGGCUUUUACAAUUGGCGUAAAAACAUGCAAAAUGACAAUUAA